GAUUCAUUUGAAGAAAAUGAUAUCUAUCAGGAUUCGUUUGAAGAAAAUGAUAUCUAUCAGGAUCUAUUUGAAGAAAAUAAUAUCUAUCAGAAUCCAUUUGAAGAUAAUCAUAUCCAUAGUCAUGAUUUCUCAAAUGAAGAACUAGAUCCACGUUAUUUUUUAGCAGAAGAAGACUAUUAUUCUGAAGAAUCCUCCAAUUCAGAAUAUUUAAGAUCUGUAAAUGAAAAUAGUCCUGAUUUUACUAAUAAAAUACCAAAUAUGAAAAUCAUUGAAAUUAGUGAUUCCGAACAAGAUAUUACUAUUCAUAAGAAAGGAAAACAGUGA
Messenger RNA from Racocetra fulgida, 324 nucleotides. Lineage: Eukaryota; Fungi; Glomeromycota; Glomeromycetes; Diversisporales; Gigasporaceae. The record is from the annotation of a GenBank genome assembly.